AUGCAGUGUCUCCGCAGGACUCCACUCCUGCGGCGCUGCUUUUCUACGUCUCUGGCGCGUCACGAGAUCAAGGAUCUCGGGUCUUUGUCUCGGCGCCUAAUCCCCAAAUACCAAGAAUCUAAUGAGGGAGAGCUGCUCUCCCUUCAGUGGCCGGCACCGCCACGCAACAUCCUCCUGGUGCGCAAGGACUGUGCCCCGGCCGUGAGCGACUCUCUCAUUGAAUUUGCAAGCCACAUCAAAUCGACGUAUCCGUCAAUAUCAGUGAUUCUCGAAUCGAAGACCGCCGCCGAACUCCAUUCGUCGCUACCUUUCUCUGUAUAUUCUGCUUCUUUGGAAGAACGACCGACCGCGUUUCAUGACAAGGUAGAUCUCACGGUGACCCUUGGUGGAGAUGGCACAAUCUUGCACGCAUCCUCGCUUUUUGCUACAUGCUCGAAUGUACCCCCGGUCUUGUCUUUCAGCAUGGGCACCCUGGGGUUUUUGAGCGAAUGGAAGUUCUCUGAAUUCAAGCGGGCGUUCCGCGAAGUCUACAUGUCCGGGGCCGGUGCUGGGGAUCGUGCCCCGGUCUUGGAGGAGCCCUUACAACCGGCGUUGGAAGUACAGGAGUCUCAAAUGGGUCCGACCGGAUGGUCUUCCGUUCGAGGCAAGUCCAUGGGCUCAACACGUGGAGCCCGCAUUCUGAUGCGCAACCGGCUGAAGGUCGGGCUGUUCACUGCCGAUGGCACCGAGACGACGCCAAUCCGCGGUAAAACGGACCAGGGCCAAGGGGUGUACGUGAUGAACGAAUUGCUCAUCCAUCGGGGCAAGGAACCGCACCUCGCUGUGGUGGAUGUCUUUGUGGGCGGGCGGUUUUUGACCGAGGCGGUGGCAGAUGGAAUCAUCAUUUCGACGCCGACGGGAAGUACAGCCUACAGCUUGAGCAGUGGCGGCAGUAUUGUGCACCCGCUAGUGCCAUCGAUCCUUCUCACGCCCAUCUGUGCGCGCAGCCUCAGUUUUCGGCCAUUAGUGCUUCCCUCUAGCACACCCAUUACGCUGCGGCUGAGCGAAAAGAACCGCGGCCGCGAGCUGGAAGUCAGCCUAGAUGGCGUCAACCUGGGUCAAGGGAUGGCGGUUGGUAUGGAGGCUCGAGUGUGGAAUGAGGAGAUGAGGCAUGGCAAGAAUGAAUGGCAUGGUGGCGUGCCCAGUGUGAUGCGGAGAAGCAUGGGCGGCGAAGCGCACGAGGGAUGGGUCGGCGGCCUGAACGGACUGCUCAAGUUCAACCAUCCCUUCGGCGAGGAGUUUUGA
This is a messenger RNA of Penicillium alfredii, 1284 nucleotides long. Its product is annotated as NADH kinase POS5. Gene Ontology annotation, molecular function: NAD+ kinase activity. The coding region runs from base 1 to 1284 and encodes 427 amino acids. The record is from RefSeq and is a predicted model, not a curated record. The transcript is spliced from 3 exons. Lineage: Eukaryota; Fungi; Ascomycota; Eurotiomycetes; Eurotiales; Aspergillaceae. Gene Ontology annotation, biological process: NADP+ biosynthetic process; NAD+ metabolic process.